GGAAACAACUAGUAAUAUUUUCCCAAAGGAAUCAAAGUUGUAGAGGCCGUUGGCAUCAAACUUCAAAAGUUUCCAAAAAGCAUUGUAUUUAUCCCUCAAUCAUGGCACAGGCCUCUGUGAAUGUACCAAGAUUAGAAGGAAAGGUAGCGCUGAUCACUGGCGGUGCUCGUGGCAUUGGCGAGUGCAUCGCAAGGCUGUUCACCAAACAUGGAGCAAAAGUGAUUAUUGCUGAUAUCCUAGACAACUUGGGUCACUCGGUAUGUGAAGACUUGGGUGACGAACUUGCUUUUUAUGUUCACUGUGAUGUGAGUAAUGAAUCAGACAUUGAACAUGCGGUUAACACCGCCAUCCUCAAAUAUGGAAAGCUUGACAUCAUGAUCAACAAUGCAGCUAUAGCUGACGAACCUAAAACCAGCAUUCUUGACAAUGAAAAAUUUGAGUUUGAUCAAGUCAUUAGCGUGAACCUAACAGGAGUCUUCUUAGGCACCAAGCACGCAGCUCGCGUGAUGAUUCCAGCAAAAAAGGGUAGCAUUAUUACAAUCGGAAGUGUUUCUUCUAGUGUUGGUGGUGUUGCUUCUCAUGCGUAUACGAGUUCAAAGCACGCCGUGGUGGGGCUGACAAAGAAUGUUGCUGCAGAGCUCGGGCAGUUUGGGAUUCGCGUUAACUGCUUAUCACCCUAUUUCAUUUUGACACCAUUGACAAUGAAAUUUUUCAAGAUAGAUGAGAAUGGUGCCUCUGGAGUUUAUUCUAACCUCAAAGGGAUGGCUCUUAGCUCAGAAGAUGUGGCUGAAGCAGCUCUUUAUUUGGGAAGUGAUGAGUCCAAGUACAUGAGUGGGCAUAAUCUUGCACUAGAUGGAGGAUUUACUGCUAUAAAUCCAGCUUUUGGAUUGUUUGCGUAGGAAAAUUAACUUGUUUGUAAUCAAGUUGAUGUGUUUGAUAUAAAUGUACUUCAAAUUUCUAUAAUAAAUGUUCGAUUAGAUAUUCCUAUCUUUUUUUCAUAUCAAUAAAUAUAUUUAUUUCUUAA
Messenger RNA from Camellia sinensis, 1024 nucleotides. Its product is annotated as secoisolariciresinol dehydrogenase. The record is from RefSeq and is a predicted model, not a curated record. NCBI's taxonomy places the organism in Eukaryota, Viridiplantae, Streptophyta, Magnoliopsida, Ericales, Theaceae. Gene Ontology annotation, molecular function: oxidoreductase activity.